AUGCUCACGCCAAUUAGGACACGCGGGCGCAGGAAGAGACCUUGGGCCGCCAGCGAUGGCGUCCCCAAGCCGAUAGCAUCUGGACCGAAGGGUGGAAGACCCAUGCUAUCGCUACAAGCCAAACAUUCUAGGUCUCAGUCUUCAGGCUCCAAGCGGGCCCGGCUUCUCGUGGCUCGACCGCCGCUGCCGAAACCUCGAAACAGACUAUCUAGACUGGAGUCUCUUCCGGUCGAGCUGAUCGAGAAGAUCUUUCUGUACUCCCUGAAUGUGAAUCUGCCACGAUGCUCACAGUCUAUUUCUGACGCUGUUUCUAGCGAGCGAGUUUACCGCGCUCUGACCCUGCUGGCACUCUGGGAUGAUUCAUACGCGCAAACAUCGCUCAUGUCCCAGGAUCCAGCAACACCAGAAAUAGGCCCAAGUACACCUGAAGCUGCAGCUGCAGCUACUAGCGAAUCAGAGAUACUGAGACUCCUGAGGCCAUUGGACUAUUCCCAGUUGCUGCGGAGCGAGCGCCGGCAUCUUCAAAACAACGUCCUUCGUUGCCGAUGGUGUACCAUUGAGCGACUACUGUCCUAUCUUCCAGACCUGAUGCGCUUGACUGUCCAGCGACAUUGGCUCAAUGCAGGCCUUCAGAUGACCGGUGAUUCACUGGAUAACCUUCGUCUUCUGCUGGCCCAGAAGAACGACACGUACAGCUUCAAGGGCGCCGAUAAGGAUGAAAACCAUUACACGUUGUUGAUUACACCUUUUGUGUCGAUAACUGUGACGUGCCUUGAAACGGAGCAGCAAACAACCCAUCCAAUUAUUGGUGUCUUGGGGAUUCCUGACAAACUUUUGAGCGGCACGGCAGUAGGUUUUAGCGACAACCACGCUCGUUUCCUCGAGAUCGUUCGCAUGGCUAGUGGAUUUAACCGCUCGGAUGUAGCGUCGACAGAUAUCUCUUUUUCUCGCGAAGCAAUUCAGCAAGGCAUACACACGGCUUUGAUAGAGCAUCAUGCUGCUGCAUUAGCGACGCUCCUCAAAAUUGAUGAGUACACCUUCCGCGGCGAGAACACGUCGGCAACCCAAACUCUUCCGUAUAUGAUACUACCGGAACAUUUUCGUACUGCUGUCCGCGUUGCGCGUGAUGACCCCAACAUCUUUCAACUUUUACUCCGCGCGAGUGCCGAGUCUCUUCCUGCGGAUGACUCGGAGAUCACGCAGUGGGCAAUGGAAUUGGAUGGCUCAUUUGGACCGUGGCUACUGGAUUUCAUGCUGCAGCUACCGGAGCGGAUUAAGGCGGCAACUAAUGACCCUGUUAAUGGGUCAAUGUUCUACCUCGGUGGCAUCGCCACCCAGCUUCCGAUAGCACUUCGGUAUCUUCGCGAUGUUUUGGAUAUGGAGGGACUGGAUACGUGGAUGGGAGAGUCGCCCUAUGAUUUCUCAAGUGAAUGGGCCGUGAAAGGUUGA
Messenger RNA from Aspergillus puulaauensis, 1449 nucleotides. RefSeq lists its product as uncharacterized. The record is from RefSeq and is a predicted model, not a curated record. Bases 1 to 1449 code for a protein of 482 amino acids. Lineage: Eukaryota; Fungi; Ascomycota; Eurotiomycetes; Eurotiales; Aspergillaceae. The transcript has a single exon.